AUGGCGGCGGCGGCGGCGGCGGCGGCGGACGCUCCGGGGCCCAGCGAAGCGGCCGAAGUCGGCUCGAGCGGCUCCCUCGGGUCAGCUGACCCAGCCGCUGGGAUCUGCGCCUGCGCGCUGCGCCGACGCCCCGCCCACCGUCACGUGACGGCCGCGGCGCCGCGUCAGCUGAUCGCGCUCGGGCGCGGGGACUGGAGAGGGAGGGGCGGGGCGGGGCGGGGCCAGGAGCGCGGGGGCGCGGCUGCGCCUGCGCAGGACCCGCCGGCGGCCCUCCCCUCCCCCGCUGCGCAGUGCCCCCGCGCCUCGCUCGCUGUCCCCGCGCUGCAGUUUUCCGUUGGCGCUUGCGGGAGGACAGUCGUUAGGAAAAUCUUCCCGGGCCAGGGGGGCAGAGCGCGCUCGGCGUGUGCGGCGGAGCCCCGCGUGCCCCGGGGCGGACGCUCUCCCUCCUCUGCGCCGCUUUCCCGCGGCGGCCCGGGCCCUGGUGGGCUCCGAGGGCGGGGCAAGGCCACGGGGUCCCCGAACAUCCAGCAAAAGACUGGAAGGGCCAUCUCACUGGCAGGUGUGACAUCUCGGAACAAAGCCCAGUGGCCAGGCCUGGUGCUGAGAGGUGAAGCAGUUGCAGCUGAGGAAGCUCCACGGAAGCUGGAGGAGCCACUUCCAAGACAGUUCGCUCACGUGGUUGGCAGGCUGCAGCAGCCUCCCGCCAACCCUGGUGUCUCGGCUGUGGCCUUGCCCGAUGUCCACCCAUUCUCCUCUCUGGUGAGGCUGAAUGAAAUCCACCUGCGGGUCUUUCCUGCUACCACAAGAUGUAGCUUAGGUAUCACCUCACCCGGGGAGUCCUCCAGGAACACUCAGAUUGUGCUUUUUGUUGACCACCGAGGAGCCCUUGAAAAGUUCCGGAUGGAGAGAAUGUUCCAGAAGCCCCGGGCGGGCGGCUGCGGCGGCUGCAGCGGCUGCGGCUCGGGGGGCUCCGGCCAGGGCGCCGCGCACCCCGACUGGGGACCUCGGGGGCCCGCAGCCCGAGAGGAGCGGGCGGCCCGGCCGGGGGAGCCCCUGGCGCCGUGUCCCGACUCCCGCCGCCCCGGCGCCCUCCGCGAUGUAGCUGCCGCCUCCCUCGGCGCCCCCCGGACUCCGGCCGCACCGUCUCCGCGACCUGCGGGCUCCAGCCGGGUCCCGGGUCCCGGGUCCCGGGCCUCCGCCUCCGCGUCCGCGUCCGCGUCCGCGUCGCCCGCGCUGCAGCCCCUCGGACUCCAGCAGGCGCUUCCCUCCGCCCUGCCCCGGGAGGCUGCCUCCGUCUCCCCGCGGAGCCUGCGCCCGUCCCGGCGCCCCCGCCCCCGCCCCCGCCCCGCUCCGCCCCGCGUGCGCCCGGGCCUCGGCGGGGACAUGAAGGCGCAGCUGGACGGCCUGUCGGGGAGCUCGUCCUGCAGCGGCUCGCUGGGCGCGGCGGCGGCGGGCGGGCUGCACCGGGCGCUGACGGCGCUGCUGAGCGAGGCGGAGCGCGAGCAGUUCACGCACUGCCUGAACGCCUACCACGCGCGCCGCAACGUGUUCGACCUGGUGCGCACCCUGCGCGUGCUGCUGGACAGCCCCGGCAAGCGGCGCCUGCUGCCGCUGCUGCGCCUGGUCAUCCCGCGCGCCGACCAGCUGCUCUUCGACCAGUACACGGCCGAGGGGCUCUACCUGCCCGCCGCCGCCUGCCGCCCGCCGGCCUGGGGCGGCCCCGACGGCGCGGGGCCCGGGGACGUGCGCCUGGUGAGCCUGCGGCGCGCGAGGGCCCACGAGGGCCUGGGCUUCAGCAUCCGCGGGGGCGCGGAGCACGGCGUGGGCAUCUACGUGUCGCUGGUGGAGCCGGGCUCCCUGGCCGAGAAGGAGGGGCUGCGGGUCGGGGACCAGAUUCUGCGCGUCAACGACAGGUCCCUGGCCCGGGUGACCCACGCCGAGGCGGUCAAGGCUCUGAAGGGCUCUAAGAAGCUGCUGUUGUCCGUGUACUCGGCAGGGCGCAUCCCCGGGGGCUACGUCACCAACCACAUCUACACCUGGGUGGACCCCCAGGGCCGCAGCAUCUCCCCGCCCUCAGGCCUGCCCCAGACCCACGGCAGCACCCUGAGGCAGCGUGAGGGUGACUCCAGGAGCACCCUGCACCUCCUGCAAGGCGGGGAUGAGAAGAAGGUGAACCUGGUGCUGGGCGACGGCCGCUCCCUGGGCCUCACGAUCCGCGGGGGAGCCGAGUACGGCCUGGGCAUUUACGUCACCGGCGUGGACGCGGGCUCAGAAGCAGAGAGCAGUGGGCUCAAGGUUGGGGACCAGAUCCUGGAAGUGAACGGGCGGAGCUUUCUCAACAUCCUGCAUGACGAGGCGGUCAGGCUGCUCAAGUCAUCCCAGCACCUCAUCCUGACGGUGAAGGACGUGGGGAGGCUGCCCCACGCCCGCACCACGGUGGACGAGACCAAGUGGAUCGCCAGUUCCCGGAUCGAGGACGCCACCGCAAACACGGCAGGGUUCCCUGGGGAUCUUCCCACGGAAGGAACAAGCAAGCUGGGAUUGUGCAAGGGGCCGGCUGGCUCCCAGGUGACCCUGAGCAGCCUGGGCCACCAGACGCGUGUGCUGCUGGAGGAGCAGGCACGGCACUUGCUGAACCCACAGGAGCGCGCCACCAUGGCCUACUACCUGGAGGAGUACCGCGGCGGCAGCGUCUCCGUGGAGGCCCUGGUCAUGGCCCUGUUUGAGCUGUUCAACACCCACGCCAAGUUCUCGCUCCUGUCUGAAGUGAGGGGCACCAUCUCCCCCCAAGACCUGGACCGCUUCGACCACCUGGUGCUGAGACGGGAGAUCGAGUCCAUGAAGGCGCGCCAGCCCCCGGGCCCUGGGGCCGGGGACACCUACUCCGUGGUCUCCUACAGCGACACGGGCUCGUCCACAGGCAGCCACGGCACCUCCACCACCGUCAGCUCGGCCAGGAACACUCUGGACCUCGAGGAAACUGGUGAGGCUGUCCAGGGCAGUACGAACACCCUCCCAGACGUUGCCCUGGUGAGACCCUCUGGCUCUUGCACUGACCGGCUCCGCUCCGGCUCCGAGGGGCUGCCCGGCUGCAAGCCGCCGCCUCCCCCGCCGCCCCUGGCCCAAGGCCACGGCCGCCCGCCCACCCAGCGGAGGAAGCCAGCGCAAGAGGACGUCCAGCCCCCUUCGUCCGCGUCCUCCCACUCGGGCAUCGUCUUCUCGGCCCCGAGGACCCACAGCCCACCGGCGGGCACCGCACCGGCCCCAGGCGCCCCGGCGGCCCCAGACCCACCCUCCUCCCCCAUCUAUGCCUCUGUGUCCCCCGCCAACCCGGGCUCCAAGAGGCCGCUGGACGCCCACCUGGCCCUGGUCAACCAGCACCCCAUCGGCCCCUUCCCGCGCGUCCGGUCACCCCCGCACCUGAAGAGCCCCCCUGCAGAGGCCACGCCGGCGGGGGGCUGCCUCCCGCCGCCCUCUCCCUCGGGCCGGCCGGAUACGACGGGCACGAACCAGCACUUUGUCAUGGUGGAGGUGCACCGGCCCGACAGCGAGCCCGACGUGAACGAAGUGAGGGCGCUGCCGCAGACACGCGCAGCCUCCACACUGUCCCAGCUCUCGGACAGUGGGCAGACCCUGAGCGAGGACAGCGGUGUGGACGCCGGUGAGGCAGAGGCCAGCGCCCCAGGCCGAGGCAGACAGAUCGCAUCCACCAAGAGCAGGAGUAGCAAGGAGCCACCUCGGAAUGAGAGGACCGCAGAGGGGGCCACCAAACCGCCUGGCCUCCUGGAGCCCACAUCCACCGUGGUCCGCGUGAAGAAAAGUGCAGCCACCCUGGGCAUUGCCAUCGAGGGUGGCGCCAACACCCGCCAGCCCCUGCCUCGGAUCGUCACGAUUCAGCGAGGCGGUUCGGCCCACAACUGUGGGCAGCUCAAGGUGGGCCACGUGAUCCUGGAAGUGAACGGGCUGACGCUCCGGGGCAAGGAGCAUCGGGAGGCGGCCCGCAUCAUUGCGGAGGCCUUCAAGACCAAGGAGCGAGACUACAUCGACUUUCUGGUCACGGAGUUCAACGUGAUGCUCUAGAGGCUGAGGCCCGGAGGCCCCCCACUGCUGCCCAGUCCCUGGCCCCGGUCCCUCCUCCCUCCCAGCACUAUAAGCUUCUGGAGGGCUGGGGCUGCGUAGCCAGGGUAGCAGGAAGACAUCCCCCCACUCUAUCCUGGCGCACCGGCCCAGAACCAGGAUAAGAAAGCCGGGUGAGGCACACAGAAGGUCAGGCUGGGGUCCGGUGCCAUGCCCGGGGUACACAGUAGGCGCUCAGUACAAGCGUGGGUGUCGGGAAGGAGAGAAGGUCCACCUGAGGCCUGCCAGGGCCCGUUACCUGGGUUGGGGAGGGGGCACUGUGUCCCCCUCCCCCGCCAGCUAGGACCUGGCCCAUCCUCAGGUUGUCUGAGCCUUUAUCUGGAGUGAGGUCACAUGAGAAUUCGAGGACACGGCCCCCAGCCAGGGGGGCAUCUUGCAGGACCUUUAGUGCCACAAAUAAGCAUCAAGCAACCCCCCCUCCAUUCUCACCCCCUCUCCUCUUGGCUCCUUAUCCCCCUAUAGUAUUUAUUAUUUAUUUCCCUCUCCUCACCCCUGGGGACUCCAAGACCCCAGGUUCCCAGCCCCGCCCCCAGCCUAUCCCAGAGGCCUUGCAGGUGACCAGCGAUGUCAGCGUAUUUAUAUACAGAGCUUAUGACUUUAAUUUUUCAAUAAAGAAAUCUGAACAAGGUUGAGGCCCAGCGUGCUGUGUGGCCUGCCUUUGGGGCUGGGGUUUCUGAUUGCUCAACCAAAGAGGGAUGGGUCGGUCAGAUGCUAGGCGCUCAGAGCAACACCUAGCAGCAGCAGCGGCCUUUCCCCCUGCCCCCCAGGGCUCAACGCGGGAUGCACAGUGGGGGUGCAGGGGCACCCGAGCC
Messenger RNA from Nyctereutes procyonoides (raccoon dog), 4949 nucleotides. It is a transcript of the gene WHRN, whose product is annotated as whirlin. The coding region runs from base 1 to 4080 and encodes 1359 amino acids. Gene Ontology annotation, molecular function: protein binding. The record is from RefSeq and is a predicted model, not a curated record. Gene Ontology annotation, cellular component: cilium; stereocilia ankle link complex; plasma membrane. Gene Ontology annotation, biological process: auditory receptor cell stereocilium organization; sensory perception of sound. Lineage: Eukaryota; Metazoa; Chordata; Mammalia; Carnivora; Canidae. The transcript is spliced from 19 exons.